Diorhabda sublineata is the source of this 3667-nucleotide messenger RNA. Its product is annotated as phosphatidylinositol-3-phosphatase SAC1. Gene Ontology annotation, cellular component: endoplasmic reticulum. Gene Ontology annotation, molecular function: phosphatidylinositol-4-phosphate phosphatase activity. The record is from RefSeq and is a predicted model, not a curated record. NCBI's taxonomy places the organism in Eukaryota, Metazoa, Arthropoda, Insecta, Coleoptera, Chrysomelidae. Bases 94 to 1839 code for a protein of 581 amino acids. The transcript has 5 exons. Gene Ontology annotation, biological process: phosphatidylinositol dephosphorylation.
GAUGAUCGCAGUGUUCACUGUCAAAAGGUUAAAGAACAAUUAUUUUUAAUUAAGAUAUGGUUUAAUCGCUAAUAAUAAUUAUAAUUCGCGAAAAUGAAUAACUUGAAAUUGCAGGAAGUGUACAGUGAUCUUACUCUAUUUACAACACCAGACAAAUUCUAUUUAGAACCAAAAAAUGGUAACGAACUAGUUGUAAUUGAAAGAAUGACAGAGGAUAUUAGUUUUUAUCAAAAUCAUCGAAUUAUCAUACCAGCAGCAAGCAGCAGAAAAGAUUUUUGUGGAUUUUUAGGCACCAUACAAUUAUUGUCAGGCUCUUAUCUAGUCAUAGCUACACAGCGGGAGUUGGUAGGAUAUUUGUCAGGGUGUGCAGUAUGGAGAUUAGCAAAAGCAGAACUAAUCCCUUUUCGUAGCUCUUUAAAUCUAAGUUCAGAAAAACAAGCCGACAAUGAAGUGUAUCUCAGUAUGAUAGAACAGGUCCUAGCUACUCCUUUCCACUAUUUCUGUUAUGAUUAUGAUCUAACACAUUCUCUACAACGUCUUCAUGAUAUUUCACCGGAUUUUUGGGAACAAUCUCUUUGUGAAAGAGCUGAUCAACGAUUUGUUUGGAAUGGAUAUUUAUUGAGUCCUUUUUUAAAAACAUGCAAGAAAUUUUGUCUUCCUUUGAUCCACGGAUUUAUUUCUAUUAAUUUUUGUGUUGUUAACGGACAUAGCCUCAAUUGGAUAAUAAUUUCAAGGAGAAGCGUAAUGAGGGCUGGUACAAGACUAUUUCGAAGGGGAAUAGAUAGGGAAGGUAAUGUUGCAAAUUUUGUUGAAACAGAACAGAUUGUAGAGUAUCAAGGUGACCAUGCAAGUUUCGUUCAAAUAAGAGGCUCCAUACCACUUUUCUGGCAUCAAAAUCCAGAUUUACGACUUAAACCUCCUCCUACAAUGAUAGAUAUGGAUCCUCAAGAACAAUACAAUACUUGUAUAAAACAUAUUGAUGAGUUAGUAACUCUAUAUGGGAAAACAGUUAUGGUGAAUCUCAUAGAUCACAAAGGAGCUGAAGGUAACAUGGAAAAAUCGUUUAAGAAUGCAGUAACUGCAAUUGCUUAUCCUACUAUACGUUAUGAACCGUUUGACUUCCAUUCAGAAUGCAGUAAAAUGAGAUGGGAUAGAUUAAAAAUACUCAUCGAUCGUUUAGCAUUAGAUCAAGAUGAAAUGGGAUUUUUCCUUUUACUCAGAGAUGGUACUAUAAGUUCUUUACAAGAUGGAGUAUUCAGAACUAACUGUAUAGAUUGUCUCGACAGAACGAACGUAGUACAAAGUAUGUUAGCACACAGGAAUUUGGAAAUUGUUUUGAGGAAACUCAAUAUUCUACAUCAGAAUCAAAAUUUAGAGUUUCAGUAUUCGUUUGAGGUGUUGUUUAAGAACAUAUGGGCGGAUAACGCUGAUAUUAUCAGUACACAAUAUUCUGGAACGGGAGCUUUAAAAACCGACUUUACUAGAACGGGAAAAAGAACUAAAAGCGGUGUUUUAAGGGAUGGAAUCAAUUCGCUAACUAGGUAUUACAAGAAUAAUCUAACUGAUGGUUUUCGACAAGAUUCCAUUGAUUUAUUUUUGGGUCACGGUAAACCUAUAACUCCAUUAAGGGUAGAUAAAUCUUGGAGAUAUAUCACUUAUCCUUCUGUUCUUCUUGUUGCCGUUGCAAUGUUUGUCGCUUCCGCUGUAUUUCCUUCCGAAUAUUCCACGGAAUCGUUGUUGUUUUUAUUGUUUUGGGGUUCGAUGGUGUACGCUACAUUACAUACUAUAUUCAAAUACGGUAAAGAGUUUGUCGAUAGACCGAGGCUUACGCAAUCAUAGCAUUUCGUCUAGUCAUUUUAGUAGUUACUUAGAUAUUGGUAUUUUUGAUGCACGGAUCAUAUUAGAGGGUGGUUUACGUUUAAUACAUAAUUGAGGAUGGUCAAAAUGUUUUUUUAUAAUAUAUAUUUCAAUUUCUUUACUACAUUCCUUCUUUUUAUAUAACUUGAAAUAUAGUUUUCAAAUUAUACUUUCCAGUGAAAUUAAAAAACAAUUUAACUUAAAAAAAUGUUGUAAUGAAUUUGGGAAAAAGAUUAUAUGGAAUUUUAAUCACUAUUUAAACAUAUUUAACUGUCAUUCUUUUAUCUAUCAGUUCUUAUUUGUCAUAUCUUUUCAUGUUUUUAUUUAUUCCAAUCUGUUUUUCGAUGUUGUGUUCUUCGGCAUUCAUUUAUCUUUCUCUAUGUUAAAUUAUCCUUCUUUUCUGUGUCACCAAUUACUCAAUUCCAUCUAGAUUUCUCUAAUCUCAUUUCUAUUCUAUUCAUUCCUAUUUCUCUUAUUUUGUUUAUCCACUUUCUUCUUGGUUUAUUUCUUCUAUUAAUAUCGUUUCCUGCUUUCUUUUACAUGUAUUUAUACAAAUUUAACUGUUAACCUUCUAUUUUUUCUUAUUAUUAAUUCUUGCUUUGUUAUUUGUCUUAUCUUUGAACAAUCUUUUCAUUUGUUAGAAAAAAAUUUCCUGAUUUUUGCUUUUUUUUGUUAUAUAAGGUUUUCGAAACCGUUAGCUGUUUUAAUUUUCUUCUUCAUGUAUCUCAGCUUCCUGAACACACUUUACCCUUAAAACCAUCACUCACAAUUCCACUGUAUGAUAACGCGUUUCGAUCACCAAAUUAUCAUCUUCAGAGACAAGUUUUGUUUGUGAAAACAUUAAUUUAGUGUAAUUGUUAGUGUUGGUAUGUAGUGGUAGUGUAAAAUGUAUCUCCAACGGUUCCGGAAGUUAUAAUUUAGUACAGCUUUGGCUAAAUAAGUAUCACAAGUACUACACGUGUCCAUUCUCGUAUAACUAAAAAGAAAUUUUAAACUGUUUGUUAAAAUAUACCUUUAAGACUAGUUUUUUGUUGUUAUUUUCUUGUAUAAACACCUGGUAUAUUUUUUAAUAGUCAUAUCUUGUGGUAAAUUAAUUUUUCUAUGUUAUUUUAAACGAUAAGGACCCUUUGUAUGAAUUAAUUUGAUGAAAAAAUUGUUCCUAUCAUCUCUAUUUCAAUUUUUGUAUGAUUUUUAGGUUUCCCUGUUGUUUUUAAACUUUUUUUUUGUCAAUUCCAUACAUACAUAUUUUUCAUAACGUUGUUAACAUUAUUCUCAUUUCCUACCCCCAAUUUAAGGGUAAAGGAAAGUUUUUUAUCAAAAGUUUUAUCGGAAUAAAAAUUUCUGCGUUAAUUUCACUGGUUUAUAUAAUUUCCUCUAUUUAAAAAUUGUCGAAUAAUAACUGCCUUAGUAUUGUAACGCACUGUAUUGUUAUUAGAUGAAAUUAAAAAUGUACCAGAAGGAAAAACGUAUUAAUAAAUAGUAUUUGUUUAUGGUUAGGGAAAGUUACAUUUUGAAAUAUCGCAGAAGUUUCAAAAAUUGUAAUUUAAUUCUUUCUGCAACAUCGAGACGGUAUUUUCGAAUCGUGUAUAAUUGUUUUUUUAUAUAAGAAAAUCAUUUGCUCUUUGUACGUUUAUAAAUGGUGAUUAUGUACUUUAUAUUUUAUUAAUUUAAUCGUUAAAUUUGUGUAACUCAACCAAAUUAUUUUAAUAGUAGCUUUUCUUAUAGUGAACCUGCAAAUAUAAUAAAAAUUAUUAUUAAUAUAUUGUUUUAUUUAUAAAUGAUUGGGGGAAAGUCAAAAAUUCAGAUAAAU